AUGAGCGAGGUAAUGCAGGGAAUGACGGGUGGAAACAGCCCUGCAAUGCAAAAGACUCCAAGGAAAGAGAAGAAACAACGAAUUCAACAUGUUGGAUCGUAUGAAGUAGGCAAAACACUUGGCAAUGGUAGCUUUGGUAAGGUCAAGCUUGGAACUCAUAUAUUCACAAAGGAAAAGGUGGCCAUCAAGUUCAUCAAAGAGAACAAACUCUCGGUAAAGCAGCGCGAGACAUGCAUGCGAGAGAUUGAGAUCAUGCGAUUGCUAGACCAUCCAAAUAUUGUCAAGCUGCUCGAGGUGAUUGAGAAGAAGGACGAUAGUCUGACAUUCUUGGUCGUCGAGUAUGUGUCUGGCGGCGAGCUGUUCGACUACAUCGUGGCCAGAGAGUACAUCAAGGAGAAGGAGGCACGCAAGUUCUUCAGACAGAUCGUGUCGGCCAUCGAAUACUGCCACUCCAAUCUCGUGGUGCACAGAGAUCUCAAGCCAGAGAACCUGCUGCUGGACGCCAAUGGCAACAUCAAGAUCACCGACUUUGGUCUGAGCAAUUCAAUACUGCCGGGCAAGCUGAUGGACAGCUUUUGCGGCUCUCCAUUGUAUGCCGCGCCAGAGAUCCUUAAAGCGGAGAAGUAUCUAGGUCCGCCCGCAGACAUAUGGAGUCUAGGUGUAAUAUUAUACGCUGUGCUCUGUGGCAGUCUUCCAUGGGAAGGUGAGUCACAAGCCGAGAUCAGCUAUCACAGUGUCCAUGGCAAAUAUGUUGAUCCUCCACAUGUAUCCAAAGAGGCCGUUCAUAUCAUCCGAAGAAUGAUAAGAGUUAACCCAAAGGAGAGGGCUACGAUCGAGGAGCUAAAGAAUCACCCUUGGACGAAUAUGGAGUAUAAUGAGCCUCCACAAUCCUAUCUUCCAAUAAGAGAGCCAGUCUAUGAGAUCAAGGAGGAGUUGCUGGCUCAGCUCAUGUCACUUGGCUUUUCCAACACUCAGGAGACAAGAGACCUGAUCUUGGGUAAUGUCCAAUGUCGUCUCACAUGCAUCUACCAUCUGUUACUGGACAAGCAAGUUCAAAAGGAAAUGGAGGACAUCAAGAAGAACAUGUUAAAGAAUCAGAAUAAGGAAGAUAAUGCAUCUAAGAAGUCAUUAAAGACAACAUUGUCAUUGGCAUCAAUCCCUGAGGAUGAAGCUGGACAUCAGAAUCGCGCAUAUAGCUCGGGCACUCCAAGCCCAGGCACACCAAGUCCACGCGUACCUCGUCGCAAGGAGGAUGGCAUGAGUUCACCAUCCAGACGCAGACAGUCAACACCAAAGCACUUCUCACCAAUGGAGAUUGACAGCGAGAACAAGUUCCCCAAGUACACACCAUUGCCCUCAUCACUGUCGGCACCAGCCAAUGCACAGCCAACAUUUGGCAUUCAGGGCAACUUUGACCCAUCCAUGCAGCGACCACACUUGCAACUGCCAUCGGUGCCACCUCCCACAUCAGUGCAGCACCUGCCCACAGGCUAUGGAGCCAGAAGGAGAUACUCUAUUCAGGGUCCAACUCUGCGCGAGGAGAUGGAAGCCGAGAUACUUCACAACACACAGCCGCACAUGCCUGUUGCCAAGCACAUUGACCAGAGACAACAGAUCAUUUACAAUCAGAUGCUGCAGCAACAACAACUGCAACAGGAGCCAGUGGUUCAGGCGCCCAGGACCAACAGAAGGAUGAGUCUCGACUCGAGGAUGCUGAUAGACAGCGAGGACGGACCCAUGGAGAAGAAUGAGAACUUGGCCAGUCCUCGCUCGGCCAAGGGUAUCUUCAAGUCAUCGACGACGACGACCAAGUCGCCCGAGAAGACUGUGGAGGAGGUCAAGCGCUGUCUGGAGGAGACCAACCUGUUCACGAAGAAGAAGGGACCCUACAUCUUCCUCUGCUUUGAUGAUGAGAACUCUGUCAAGUUCCAGAUUGAGAUUGUCAAGAUCAUGCAUUUGAACCUGACAGGUGUACAACUCAAGCGUAUCAGUGGAGAUACAUGGAAGUACAAAGAAGUUUGUACUCAUCUCGUGGAAUCAAUCCAUAUUUAA
Molecule: messenger RNA, 2052 nt
Organism: Acytostelium subglobosum LB1
Lineage: Eukaryota; Evosea; Eumycetozoa; Acytosteliales; Acytosteliaceae
Exons: 3
Coding region: 1-2052 (683 amino acids)
Biological process (GO): protein phosphorylation; intracellular signal transduction
Cellular component (GO): cytoplasm
Molecular function (GO): protein serine/threonine kinase activity; ATP binding
Source: RefSeq, a predicted model, not a curated record